GUCCGUUUAUUUUUAGCGCGCGGUGCUUCGCCCCAAAUAGACGCCAACACCACACAACGCCAACUCUAACCAACUGUACAACGUACCUCAUCGGGAAGCUGGCUUUCCGACAGGCAGUGCCAUUACUACUGGACUAGAGAUGUCUCAAUGGAUCUUAGGCAGGGACUGAGAAUGGAGAAUAGUUCUCGUUAUAGCCUCAGCACGGUUGACCAACCGAUCGCCCCAUUUGAGCCAUCGUCAACCUCCUACCAUGGUAAGUAUGGUAUAUAAAGCUUUAUUGUCACCUCGACGAUUCCAAAUUUUAAUCAGCAUCAUUGAGACAUUGCGAUAAUACCAAGGAUAUUACUCUUCCCUUUCCUCUUCUCUUUUAUUUCUGUGGAUCUCGACCUCUUUGAGUCUCCUUGCUUCCUCUUCUACCAAGUUCCUCUCGGACCAAGUCGCGUAAUCCCUCUCUUCAUAAUACACAGACCAGUUUAUUAGCAAAGAUGUAUCUCACUACUACUUCUCUCGCCAUGCUUGUUUACGGCGCUGCCGUUCUUGCUGCCCCUGCCGGUUCGUCUCAAAGCGGAUCUGCCUCAACAAUCAUCCCGACGUCGACAAGGUCGUCUACCACGGCGCCAACUACGACCGGAUUGAGCCUGACCCAGCAGCUCUACCUUGCUGACACUGCCGUCGAUCGCUUUGCCCUCCUUCCCGACGACAAGCAGUUUGUCUUUGACUUCAACCAAGCCCAGAAGAAUCCCGGGAAGGGCGGCGAGUUAGUUGCUGCAAACCGCAAGACAUUCCCUUCGUUGGUCUCCACUGGCUCUGGCAUGGCAGUGGGCCGCGUUGGACCUUGCGGCAUGAACACUCUCCACGUGCACCCCCGCGGGACUGAACUCCAGAUCGUCGUCGAAGGCCGCCUGGUGACCGAGAUGGUGCCGGAGAAUGGGGUUGUCGACGGCAACGGCAAGCGCCGGGUCAUCACCAACACCAUCGAGAAGUUCCAGAUGACGCCAUUCUACCAAGGCAGCAUCCACACCCAGUUCAACCCGGACUGCACCGACGUUGUAUUCAUCGCCGCUUUCAACUCGGAGGACUUUGGCACUGGCCAGGUCGCCGACGGGACCUUUGCCUUUUCCGACGACGUCAUUGCUGCCUCUUUUGGCCAGACCAUUGCCGGCGCCGACAUCGACACCGUUCGUAAGGCCAUCCCCGCCAGCAUUGCGCUUGGUGUCGAUGAGUGUCUGAAAAAGUGCGGUAUUCCCAAGCGCUCGCUCUAAACGAUUGACUUGAUACUCGUGAGCAGCGGAACCUGGUUUGCGAUAAGUGCAUGGCAUCAUGAUACACUGGGCACAUAUAUGGGAGCAUCGGGAAGGAAGCAUUCUUGUUUUACAGCGUUGCAUUGGGCCGGAGUUAUUUUCAUAUUCCAUGUUGUUGCCUGCAUAUCUUGUGGAUCUGUAUCAUAAACAGGUUAUUGAAUUUGAGCAUUUCUUUAACUAUGACUGGUCUUGGAACAUACUUAAACCCCUUUUCAAUAUGAAAGGGGGAUUCCCUAACCUUGCCAUACAAACAUCAUCAAUCUGGCCUGCUGAUAUUCCUAGAGCUCAAUUCUAACCCAAUGGCUUGCCAUAAUGUACCUCCUAGAGCUCGGUAGGCGCCUGUCGUUUCUUGAGACUGUCGGGCCAAGAUACUUUUUGGCAGGAUUGACGAAUAUUGGUUCAUGAACAAAUACUUCAGGGAGAGAUGGAGGUGACGGGAAGGCCCGUGCGACC
Phialemonium atrogriseum is the source of this 1754-nucleotide messenger RNA. Its product is annotated as putative spherulin-1b protein. Gene Ontology annotation, molecular function: manganese ion binding. Gene Ontology annotation, cellular component: cell wall. The record is from RefSeq and is a predicted model, not a curated record. The transcript is spliced from 3 exons. Bases 486 to 1262 code for a protein of 258 amino acids. Lineage: Eukaryota; Fungi; Ascomycota; Sordariomycetes; Cephalothecales; Cephalothecaceae.